Molecule: messenger RNA, 1318 nt
Organism: Sinocyclocheilus rhinocerous
Lineage: Eukaryota; Metazoa; Chordata; Actinopteri; Cypriniformes; Cyprinidae
Gene: cenpq
Product: centromere protein Q
Exons: 9
Coding region: 69-857 (262 amino acids)
Cellular component (GO): nucleus
Source: RefSeq, a predicted model, not a curated record
UGUCAGUUCCCACCGCGCAUGCGCACUUCCGUUCCCGCUUUGAAUCGUGUGCCGCGAAUCUGCUUUUCAUGAUGAAACCAGCGCGAGGGUCAGGAAGAACCUCCACACGGGGCCCCAGUGGAGCUGCAGACAGGAACACACGCAACACACUUAAAACGUUCAAACCCAGAGCUGAAGGCCCACAUCCGGAGCCACCUAAGAAAAACAGCGUGAUCGCUGGAAAGAGUAAGAAUAAGGGGAAUUGGAAACUGCUGACCAAAUCGUCCCUACUGGCUCUGGAGAACAUGCUUGGUUUGUCUGUUCUAUCUGUUCUGUCAUUGAAAAGCAAAGAAAAAGAAGAAUCGCAGAAGCAUCUCAAUCUCCUUAAAGAUCAGUUCCUGGCUAAGUGUGCACAGCUUUCUGUUCCUCCGAGGAAACAUGGAGACAUUAUGCAUGUGUCCCAUCAGUUCAAAGCAGAAAGUAAGAAGUCUGAGCACGGCAGGAAGGCGCUUGAGGCUCUAGAGGAGAACAUGCGCUCAGUUGUUAGCACUCUUGAGGAGAUGGAGGUUCAGAUGGAUAGUUUGGAGGAGAAAUGCAGGAUAAUGAGAAGCAAACUAGAGGACGAAGAAGAAAAGGCACAGGAGUUUCUCCAGCUGUCAGAACAGACGGUCCUGCGACUUCCUGCUUUACUGUCUCGCCCAGCCAACGAGCCAACGCUACAGGAGCACCUCAUGAAGAUCGUGCCCAAUCCUCCAGCAGUGAUCAAAGCACUUCAGAUGGCUCCUGUCCUCGAGGAUGUGAGGACCUUUCUGGAGCUUGCACAUAAACAGGUGGAUGCAGUGCAAGCUGCUCAUAAUGACUGCUCAGCCAUGGACUGACUAUCACAGGACGAGACCGUUUCUUAAACUUUACACACAAACGACAGCUGAUAACCAAAGUAACUGCUUAUUUAUUUAAUAAUAACACGUUUGCAUAGAGGACUAGGCACAGAAAUUACAUUUAUUUUAAGCAUUAAUGCAGCAAUAUCAAGACAAGUACUGGAAUUCAAUUUUCACUUUAAGAUUUAUCAUUAAUGGGAACCUUUCUGCCAUCUGUAAAGAUUCUAUAUAAUUGAUCAACUUCUUCAUCUUAAUCUUUAAGAUGAAGAUAUUUCAUGUUUGGUUUCUUUCAACUGGGUAAUGAUCUGGGUGAAAAAAUUUAUGUAGGGCACAUUUCUACUACAUAAGAUGUAAGAGAACAAACUUUAUGCUUAAUUUAAGCCUGUAAUGACCAGCCUUUAGUCACAGGAAGGAAAGCCUUUCAUUUGCUGUAAGGUUCCUAAAAUGAAAGUGCUACAUAA